Molecule: messenger RNA, 969 nt
Organism: Fusarium graminearum PH-1
Lineage: Eukaryota; Fungi; Ascomycota; Sordariomycetes; Hypocreales; Nectriaceae
Exons: 4
Coding region: 215-559 (114 amino acids)
Biological process (GO): translational initiation
Cellular component (GO): eukaryotic 43S preinitiation complex
Molecular function (GO): ribosomal small subunit binding; RNA binding; translation initiation factor activity
Source: RefSeq, a predicted model, not a curated record
CUUCUCCCUACAACGUCACCAACACAAAUACCCGCAAACUCCCAAAGACUUUGCAUCUCGCAAACCGUCGCAAGACAUAUUCAUCCCUCGUAUAACCAAACCAGUACUCAACCCAUAUACAGCGAGGCGCUAUUCUAGCCAGCGGUCGCUGAACACAUCCCCAACCCUUUUACAAAACCCAUUUCCCAAGGUCACCCCCAGUACCUCCGAGUUUAUGUCCAUCGAAAAUCUCAAGACCUACGACCCCUUCGCCGAAGCCGACGAGGACACCGGAGAAACCAAGCAGACGCAGAAUUAUAUCCAUAUACGCAUUCAGCAGCGUAAUGGACGUAAGACUUUGACCACUGUUCAGGGUCUCCCCAAGAAAUUUGACCAGAAGAAGAUUCUUAAGGUCAUCAAGAAGAAGUUCGCCUGCAAUGGCACCAUCGUCAACGACUCCGAGAUGGGAGAGGUGAUCCAGCUCCAGGGUGAUCAGCGUAAAGAUGUUCAGGAUUUUCUUUGUGACAAGAAGGAAGGCCUCGAGCUAGAUGCCAAGACCAUCAAGGUCCACGGUUUCUAAAGCUCUGCAUGCCCCGUCGUCCUGUCAGUCGCCGUUCCCGGGCGUCUUGACGUAGAGGGACAGGGAUGCAUGGCCACCUCGGCUUGUGCCUUUUCCGGACGUGUUCUCUUGCUCUUGCAACAGACACACCGAGGCUCGGCUCCGAUUACUCUAGGACGACGGGCAUCCACUCAGGGCGAGCUUUCGCUCCUGGUGGCUUUUUGGAAGAGUAUUAUUCUAUGCAGCACGUUUUGAUGCGGGUAGAGAAACCGUUAUCGACAUCUACCUCGAUCAUGUGUACGAGGACGGAGCUACGGGCAAAGCAUAUGUUUAUCAAACGGCUUGUCAGUCACUCGUUAGUCAGAUAUGUCUACAUGGGCAAGCCCCGCAGUAGUCUCAGGCAAAUACAAUGUCGAUUCCGAAUUCGAACG